Molecule: messenger RNA, 809 nt
Organism: Durusdinium trenchii
Lineage: Eukaryota; Dinophyceae; Suessiales; Symbiodiniaceae
Source: the annotation of a GenBank genome assembly
CCCCAAUUAAUUGCAACGCAGACCAAACCUCCCCGCUGGCCAUGGCUGGUGAGCCAGACGUCCGCCGGCGUGUCCGGCCGCUCUCAGUAAGCGGUCGGGAAGUGUCGGAAAGCAGUAGCCACUACAAACUCUUGCAACAGACGCGUGAUGAGGCCAGAUGGACGUGGCGGAUCGCUUCAGCUUCCUUUCUGGUGGCCCUUCUCUCGCUUGGAGCAUUCCUGUCCUGUAGUCGCACUGAAGAACCGGCGCUCACCCAGUUUCCUUCCGACAUGGAAGAAGUCACACCUGGCUGGGCUUGGACAACAGUCCCAGCCAUCGUCCGACAAGAGCGGUCUUUGCAAUCUAAGAAAGUGGGCAUUGUUAAAGCUGCAAGCAGAGUUUUGGUGAAGGAAGUCCGGGGAAUUCGAGCACGGAUCACAGAGCCUAUGGCUGGCUGGAUCUCAUGCGUGUCUGGGAAUGUGCAAGUGGUCACACGGCACGAGACUGAUGAGCACAUCAAGAAGGUGAAGAGGGAGGUUAUGGCCCACCAGAAAACUCAGAGGGAUUUGCUCACAGCUCUUGAGAAUGUCAAGAGGAAAGGAGGCAUACAUCCGAAACUCUUUGGCAAGGUUAGGCCGCAGAAUGAGUCUGCAGAAUUCGACGGAACUUUUGUGAAGGGCCAUCAUUCUGCCACAGGGCAGCAAGCUGGUGGCCAGUGAACAUGAUUUGGCGUUGGCGAUUGAACGGGUUUAGUUUGACUUGCCGUUGCGCCAAAAACAUGUCACUCUCACACCACUGGACUUCACGCAUCUACUCAUAGAAACCGUCAA